Molecule: messenger RNA, 1791 nt
Organism: Phaeodactylum tricornutum CCAP 1055/1
Lineage: Eukaryota; Bacillariophyta; Bacillariophyceae; Surirellales; Neidiaceae
Exons: 1
Coding region: 1-1791 (596 amino acids)
Molecular function (GO): protein binding
Source: RefSeq, a predicted model, not a curated record
AUGUUACCUCUCACCACUCAUACCACCCAUACUGGUACCUUCGCCAACGGCACCGACGACGGCGACAACAACAACAUGGUACCCACCGUGGCAGAUCGUGGGACGUGCGUUGCCAUUCUCACGGACGAUCCCGACGCAUCGAAGCCGUGGUAUCAGCGUCUCGCAUGGUGGUGCACGUCUCUGCCGUGGGUUUGGGCCACAACGACGGUGUUGGUCUUGGUGGUGGUGGGUGUCACGCUGUUGACGAUCCAGGUCCGUGCCGACUCGUCCACCACUCCCGUGUAUGAUCCGCGUGCACACGGAGAGGCCUACAACCGUACCGCCUACUACGUCGCACUCCGGGAUGUCCUCCUGUCGUCCUCCGACGAUGCACCGGUCGUGUGGACGACUCCGGGAUCGCCGAUGGAACGGGCCUUGGCUUGGAUGACGUUGGACGAUCCCUUGGCACCCUUGCCCUUUUUCGAAUCCCACGCCACGUCCGACGAACAAGCAAAAGAAUCCACCGCCACCACGCUAUACGCGUACGAACGCACGCGACUCCACCAACGCUUCGCCUUGUGUGUCUUGUACUACACAUGGGCCGGUCCAACCUGGACUUUGGAACCGUCCCACGGCUGGUUGCACCGACAUUCCGGAAUCGAGUCCUCCGGACGACUCGCGGACCAGUCGAUCGAUGCGACGCACGAAUGUCUCUGGUUGGGGGUAACCUGCACGAGCGACAACCGCACCAGUGACGAUCACCGCGUGGUCACCGGUUUGGACUUUGGAACCUCGAAUGCCGCACUCAAAGCGUAUGGCACCAUUCCGGAGAUUGUGGGACGCUUGACGCAUCUCCAAAAUCUUCUCGUCUUUGAUCAGCAACUGCAAGGACCGUUGCCUACGACACUCUUCCUACUCACCAAUUUGCAAGCGUUGGACGUCAACACCAAUCGCCUCACGGCCAUACCGGAAGCCUUGGGGGAUCACCUCGUGCAUCUCCAUACACUCCACUUGUACGGCAACGAAUUCCGCGGGACCCUUCCCGCUUCUUUUACCCAACUCACACUUUUGGAAAAUUUGCGGUUGGACGACAAUCCGGCUUUGGUCCAGGACGAUUUUUGGUCCACCAUGCUCCCCUCCUGGCCUCUUUUGCGGACCGUCGUCACGUCCUCCACCGGGUUGGGCGGGAGUCUACCCACGGAAAUUGGGACGCUCCGUCAACUGGCUACCGUCUCGAGCAACUUUGCACCCAUUUCGGGAACUCUCCCCACCGAACUCGGGCUCUGUACCGGCAUGGUGCAGUUCAACGUGAAUCAACCCCAGGCGAUGGCCGCGACCACGCUCGCUGGUGGUUUCCAGGGUACCUUACCAACCGAACUGGGUCGAUGGAGCAAUCUCCGUUUUUUGGCCUUGCGGGGACACGCCAAUCUGGUGUCCACGUUGCCGUGGGAAUUGGCGUCCUGGACGAAUGUGCAACUGCUCGAUCUGGACCAGACGGCGGUCCGGGGGACUCUGCCCGCCUACGUGAGUCGCUGGUCGCAAUUGAAUCGACUAGUAUUGUCGUCGACGGAUUUGACCGGCACGAUUCCGAGCGAAUUGGGAAUGUUGUCGGAUACCUUGAUGUCAAUGGAACUGCAAGACACGGACCUGGUCGGGACCGUGCCGGUGGGUUUGUGCAACGGGGGUGGCGGCGUCGAAUUCGUCAUUUCGUGUGACGGCAGUGCGGGUCCGAACGGGAGGGACGGGAACCAAACGACGACGACGGCAGCAAAGGCGUUCCUCGUGUGCGAUUGCUGUCGGUGUUUGGAAUAA